Molecule: messenger RNA, 2013 nt
Organism: Penicillium vulpinum
Lineage: Eukaryota; Fungi; Ascomycota; Eurotiomycetes; Eurotiales; Aspergillaceae
Product: T6SS phospholipase effector Tle1-like catalytic domain-containing protein
Exons: 2
Coding region: 1-2013 (670 amino acids)
Source: RefSeq, a predicted model, not a curated record
AUGUCUCUAUGCUCCGAAAUUCAUGAGCCAUCAUACACAGCCCAACAGAGAAGAGACUCAAAGGCCCAGCCCAUCCGCAAGCGCAUAAUCAUCUGCUGCGACGGAACAUGGCAAUCUGCCGUCUCAGGCCAAAAAAAUGUCCCAUCUAAUGUUACACGUCUCUGCCGCGCUCUGAACAGUGUCGGAACCGACUCACACGGGCACCAAUGGCAACAAAUCGUCUGGUACGAUUCCGGAAUUGGCACGACCUCAGGUCCAUUGGCGAAAAAGAUCGAAGGCGCCAUUGGUCUCGGCCUGGAAGGGAAUGUUGUCGAGGCGUAUAAUUUCUGUGUCUUGAACUACAGACCCGGCGAUCAGAUUAUGUGUUUUGGUUUCUCGAGGGGCGCCUUCACGGCCCGGGCCAUUGCUGGCUUGAUCUCGGAUAUUGGUAUCUGCAGCAAACAGGAUUUGAACCGGUUUCCUGAUCUCUGGGAGGUUUAUAAGAAAACUAAACCAGGCGAGCGGUUUUAUUGCAGUGACCUCUGGUUUGAGUGGAUGGAUGGAAAGGCGGAUGAGAACCAGGGAGCUCGAGGCGAGAGAUUCGUAUUUGAAAAGCGUCCUGAAGGCGACUGGGCCCAGGAAGGGUCGAGAGAUAUAGAAGUUGUUGGCGUUUAUGACACAGUCGGCGCUAUUGGAAUGCCAGAGGUGCUGGGAAUGAAGCUGCCGUCGUGGCUCUUGUGGUGGAUGGAUAAGGAUGGGUGGGAAAAUGUUGGGCUUUCACCUAAUGUAAAACAUGCUUUCCAGGCUUUGGCCCUCGAUGAACACCGCAACGCCUUUUCGCCUACUCUGUGGUAUCUCCACAAAUUUGGAAACGUCACUUCAGAGCAUAUAAAAAUCCAGAAGACGAUGGUUGAUCAGAAAGCUCAACAAUGGGACGACCUCUUGCAAGAAGCGAUCCGUCUGAAGGGUAGCGGUAGGGCUAGUGAUGAGGAUGUCAACAACGCAGCCCGAAGGCUCAACGAGACCGCCAGAGCCUUGAACAAGGAGACCCGAAGACUCAUAAAGCUAGAAGACGACCACAAGCACCAGCACCACCCCCGAACAUUGAGACAAGUGUGGUUCCCCGGCUAUCAUGUCAACAUUGGCGGGGGCUCGAGUGACACCCUCCUAAACGAAGGUGACAUGGAAGAAAUGUCUAAUAUCACCUUUUCCUGGAUGCUGGAUCAGAUCAAACCCUACCUGUCGAUCAAUGACGAGUAUCUCGCCGAGGAGCGAGAAGAGAGAGAAUAUCACAUGUCAACGCUAGUCGAAAAUACAGACCGCGAUGCCUCCUUGGAAGGUUGGGUUCAACGCAAGGCUGCAGCAAUAGCCUCUGUUUUCAAACAUCCCUCCACAACUCCUGCCAAACCCAUCGAAAAGCGACGCAGCUAUGGCUGGGGAACAGGCCCGCUGAAAGACAGCUUUACACCAUUUUACUACGCCAACGGGUCAAAGAGGCGCACGCCUGGAGGUUAUGAUGCUUUCGACAAAGACGGAAACCUGCUGGGAGAGACUUUUGAGUAUAUUCAUCCAGUAGUGGGAUUUAGAGAGAAGCAGAUCAAAGACUACACACCGAUCGGGCCUGAUGUUAAGUUUGCGCGUCGAAAGGCGGUUGAUGAGGAGGGCUGCCCUUGUUAUGUCUAUGAUCUGGGACAUACACGCAAGCCCUUGCCCGAGUGGCGCUUAGGAGGACUUGAGUCUUAUGAAAGACUGGCCAUUGCCGGCAAGGAUGCUUAUGACUAUGUCAACGAACUCGAUCUAUAUUUGAAAACUGGGGUCAAGACACCCCGCCGGUCUGUUUGGGGAGUUCGAGAUAUUGACCUUGGGAUUGAACAGGCCAAAAACACUAAGACCAAAGCUACUGUGCAAAAAGGGGAUUUCAAGUCGGAGAAAUCUCAACUGGAAAAUUUCCAAUUUACGGGCUUUGGGACCAAGGAAAUGCAAAUGAGGAGCUCAGAGAUUUCAUAUGUCGGGGAGCCAGUAGCUCCGAUGUGA